Molecule: messenger RNA, 2112 nt
Organism: Phytophthora sojae
Lineage: Eukaryota; Oomycota; Peronosporomycetes; Peronosporales; Peronosporaceae
Exons: 3
Coding region: 1-2112 (703 amino acids)
Molecular function (GO): protein binding
Source: RefSeq, a predicted model, not a curated record
AUGCCGUUCACUCUGCAGAGCGUGGCGGUCGUGCUGCGGAACGAGCGCGGCGCCGACGCCCUGGAGCAGGCGGGGCCGCUCAUCUCGCAGUGCAUCGGGCCGUCGCAGCACCUGUCGCUCAGCGCCGCCUGCAGCUUCCGCUCCACGACGCUGCUGGACUGGAUCUGGGCCUGCAGCUGUCCGACGCAGCACGACUCGCCUGCUUCCUCCGGCCGCACUGGCGGCUGGACGCUCGCCCGCUUCCUACGCUGCGACGAGUUCUACAACCGCUGGCAGUUCGUGGAGGCCACGCACGUGGUCGUGGAGCACGGGGACAUGGAGCUGCUGCAGUGGCUCUUCGACCACUUCCAGGACACUGUGGUGCCGUGUAUGGUCGUGGCGCUCGCGUUCCUGGUCGCCAACACCAACACGAGUCGAGGCAUCAAGGUUGAGUGGUACCCCACAGUCGUCCAAGUCGCGCUGCAGCUCAAGCAGCUUGAAACGGCGCACUGGUUACACCACUACACACCGCUCGGUACCAUGACGGAGCAAGUGCGCGACUGGACCAUCAAGGCUGCCAUGGACGUCGGAGACAUGGCUUUUUGCGAGUCCCUGCUACCCAAGGGCAGGUGCAUCUUGGACUACGCCGACUUCUGCGCCACGCCUGCCAUGAUCGAGUGGAAGCUGGACUGCGGCUACUUCCAGCGAGACUGGGCCGGCGCCGUCGUGCAAUUCAUGACCUGGUCGGCUCCGACCGCCUCGACCUCAUCCGCCGCAUCUCCGACCAGCAUGGCCCGCCCCCGCAGCAUCUGGACUGGCCACGGCAACGUGGACGUCAUGAAGUUUAUGGUGGGCCACCCUACAGGACAGCAAAUCAUCAACGAGAUGGGCCGCAGCAGAGCGCUAUCGGGUCUCAUGUAUCUGCCUGCUGCCAAGGGUAACAUCGAGGCGUUGCAGUUUCUGAAGGAUGAAGACGCUGACGGACCAUUCGAGCAAGCGAUGGUCAAUGCCAUCAGCAACGGACAGUUGGAGGCCGUCAAGUGGCUGCCGGGGCGCUACCCGCGACCGAGCAAGAUCCCCGAGUACUGUUUCAUGGACGAAGCUGCGAGGCGGGGACGUGUCGAUAUGCUUCAGCUGUUCGAAAGCCUGGAGCCGUCGAACAUUCCUGGGCUAUUCACUCCUGCUUCUCCUCCACCACUAGUUGAGGUGGAAGAAAACAAUCGCAGCGCUCGAGUAUUUGUGGAAGCCUCAGAUCGUCAUCGGAAGACCACCCCGAAGCUGAAUAGAUAUCGGUAUCUGUGGUUAGCAACGGACCCCAUGGACGAUGCAGCCGCAAACGGGCAACUGAACGCGGUGGAGUGGCUGCACGAGAACCGCACGGAAGGAUGCACCACUGCUGCGUUGGAUGCGGCUGCGGCCAACGGAUAUCUGGCUGUGGUGAAGUGGUUGCAUGCCAAUCGGAGUGAAGGCUGUACUUCCAAUGCAAUGGACUUUGCAGCGGAGGGAGGCCACCUCACGAUUGUAAAGUGGUUCCAUGCCAACACCACGGCUGGGUGUACGACGGAUACGAUGGAUCUGGCUGCUGCUGGGGGGCACUUGAAGACGCUGGAGUGGCUGGCUACAAACCGAUCGGAAGGCUGUACCGCCCAGGCGAUCCAGAGAGCGGUAAGCAACGGUCACCUUGGUAUUGCAUCUUGGCUGAUGCGGCGAUUUACCGAGUUCAACCCUGCAAGCUUCAGUCCGCUUGUCUCGAAGAACAAGUUCGAGGUGCUGCUAUUCCUACAUGUGCACCAUCCGGAGACUUUCACGCCCGACUUCGUGCGAAGCGCCCGCCUGCCUAUUACGGGACGACCGACGCCAAGCGAUGUCCAGAUCCAAGCCUGGUUGAAGCUACACUACCCCGUGCCAGAGAUCCCCCAGGAUCAAGGCGGUCGCGCCCAAGGACUUGCAGGUAGAAUUGCUGAAAAUAUUGCGCAGCAGAUCGCGAGGCAACUGGGCGGUGACUUUCAGCUAAUCCCUAUUCAGCAACCGGGUGCACAAGGCCCUGCGGCGGCCAACAACGCCCUGGCGAUGGUGAUGAACAAUAUCAUGGUGAGGGUGGAGCAUGGUGACGGCAAUGAAGACAUCUUUUGA